UCUCUCUCUCUCUCUCUCCCACCAUCACCAGCAGCAUUACAGCCUGGAGUAAAGAAAGCGCGACAACAACAAAAGCUUUAUCAUCAUCAGACGGCAUCAAUCAGUGACGGAGUGUGUGGUGGUUUGGUGUGGUGUUCGGUAUAUGGUGUGGUGUAUACUAUAUGGUGUUGUCUAUGGUGUGGUAUGUAUGAAAAGACAUCGAUGCCGUCGUCCCAGACGGUCAGUAGAGUCUGCGCUCAGAUAUUCACUGGAGCAGCCGACACCACCAUGUGUCUUCACUGCACGCUAACAUUUACUAGCAGACUGGCUUUCAUCGUUUUACUUUAUGUAUCUUUACCAAUACUUUUCUAUCCUCUUAAUGUCGAGGCUGUUUUAUCCAGAGAAAAGAUGUUGUUCACUGCUCUGCGAGAUUCCGACUGUGACGUCAACUGUACGAACAUUAGAAGGAAGACGUUGUGUGCAUCCGAUGGUUUAUCUUACCAAACCCGUUGUGAUAUUCAGCGGGCUCUUCAAUGUAAGAACUGGACCGUUGGCACCGAUCACAGGCGGCCCUGCCCAAAUCUGAGAAACCAACAACAGGAUAAUCCGAAUGAUGCUUUAUCAGUCUUUGGGAAAAUGAAAAGACUUCGAAGUAAAAGACGGCGGAAAGGAAAGCGAGGAUGUUCGAAAUCCGAUCGAGAGAUGUUCAAUACCAAUCUCAUCAGUGAGUUUGCAGCCGAAUAUUACCGAGGAUCACCGAGACCCACUCAGGUGACCUCUAUGUCAUCAGGUCAAAAUAAAUCUUCCCAGAAUGCAACACGGAAGCGUAUUGUAGAAUGGAAGUUUUCACAACUGGACCGCAACAAAGACAACGUGUUGAAAUCCGGCGAGGUGAGGUCUCUGAAACGUUUGGUCAAGAAACUGGUGAAGCCCCGACGCUGUGCCAAAAGCUUCAUUGACUACUGUGAUACAGACCAAGACAAGAGAAUUGUCAGCAAAGAGUGGACAUUUUGCUUAGGCCUUAACCACAGCAUGGGUCAAACCCCAACUCUAGAUGGCACAGAAGAGCACACCACCCAAGCAUCACGUGACCACAUCGUGUCAGAAGGUCUUGGUUUCUCUCCCUCCCAUAUAUGGAACCGCCCUUCCAACACACGACGCGAAAAUGCAGAAGCAGCAAAGACGGACAGCAACGAAGAAUACCAUCGCAGUUGUUUAGAAGAGAGAGACGCUGCUAUUAAAAUCAACCGUGAGGAACCGAAUGGUCAGACGUUUGCUCCAGAAUGUACCCCAAACGGUAACUACAAAAAGACCCAGUGUUAUAAUAAUCUGUGUUGGUGUGUGGAAGAAAACACGGGGAAAUCCAUAUAUGCCACAGCAUCCUUUAACAAGUCUGUCAACUGUGAUAUGAAACCAGAUCGGGAAAUGAAAGAUGAUAUUUGCUUUGUUAAUAAGAAAAUAAUGGUAAUCCAGUACAUUUACUGGGAGAAAUUAUUUACCUGA
Messenger RNA from Octopus bimaculoides (California two-spot octopus), 1482 nucleotides. RefSeq names its product SPARC-related modular calcium-binding protein 1. Lineage: Eukaryota; Metazoa; Mollusca; Cephalopoda; Octopoda; Octopodidae. Gene Ontology annotation, molecular function: protein binding; calcium ion binding. The record is from RefSeq and is a predicted model, not a curated record.